AUACAUCCAAUGGCCUGAGUGGUGGUAACAGAGUGUCCGUGGUGGACACACACUGGAUGGGACAGCGCAGCGCUACAUGGGGGACGCAGAAGACAGACGAACCGGAGGGACUAUUACGCACUCUGGACAAAUCUCUGGGGCCCCUCUUUUGGGAAUCGAUUUGAUGGAAUAACCAAGCCGAGCAUGAACACACAUCGCCUUUGAGUGUCUCCUUCUCUGAGCAUGGAUUGACCAAAUAGCUCUCUGGAUGAUUUGAUGGGGCUGCUCAGAGUCAUGAUGCCGCCCAAGUUGCAGCUUUUGGCGCUGCUGGCGUUCGCAGUGGCCAUGUUCUUCCUGGAGAACCAGAUCCAGAAGCUGGAGGAGUCCAAGGGGAAGCUCGAACGAGCCAUCGCCAGACACGAGGUGCGAGAGAUCGAGCAGCGGCACACGCAUGACGGUCUGCGGGAGCGGGAUUCGCCGGCCGUGACGCUGUCCGAGGGCGAAGACGACAUCGUCAUCAUCUACAACCGCGUGCCCAAGACGGCCAGCACCUCCUUCACCAACAUCGCCUACGACCUGUGCGGGAAGAACCACUAUCAUGUGCUACACAUCAACACCACAAAGAACAACCCGGUCAUGUCCAUACAGGACCAGGUGCGGUUUGUAAAGAAUGUGACCGAGUGGAGGGAAAUGAAGCCGGCUUUCUACCACGGACACGUCUCCUUCCUGGACUUCACCAAGUUUGGGGUGAAGAGGAAGCCCAUCUACAUAAACGUGAUCCGGGACCCCAUUGAAAGGCUGGUGUCCUAUUAUUACUUUCUGCGUUUCGGGGAUGACUACCGGCCCGGUUUGAGACGCAGGAAACAAGGAGACAAGAAGACGUUUGAUGAAUGUGUAUCAGCCGGCGGCUCAGACUGUGCUCCUGAGAAGCUCUGGCUCCAGAUUCCCUUUUUCUGUGGUCACUACUCUGAGUGCUGGAACGUGGGCAGCCAGUGGGCUCUGGAGCAGGCGAAAUACAACCUGGUGAAUGAAUACUUGCUGGUUGGAUUAACAGAGGAGCUGGAGGACUUUGUCAUGAUGCUGGAGGCCGCGCUGCCACGCUUCUUCAAAGGAGCCACCGAGCUGUACAAAACAGGGAAGAAAUCCCAUCUGAGGAAGACCAGCGAGAAGAAGCCGCCCACGAAGGAGUCGAUCGCCAAGCUGCAGCAGUCGGACAUCUGGAAGAUGGAGAACGAAUUCUACGAGUUUGCACUGGAGCAGUUCCAGUUCGUCAGGGCACAUGCUGUCAGAGAAAAGGACGGGGAGCUCUACCUGCUGGCACAAAACUUCUUCUAUGAGAAAAUCUACCCCAAAAACUAAAGAGGCACAUGUCCGUAGAAGAGGACACUUUGUACAGGCUCAGUGCAGUCUGAGAUGGAAAAAGAGACGGAGGGUGAGACUAAUAGACAACAGGUGACUGAGUGGCUGCUUUGUACUUGUGAUUGAGAACAUAACGUGGAGCUGCAGAACCACCUGCCUCUGGUGACAGCUGCCUUAUACACACGUCUGUGCCAGCCAACUGGACAAGGAGCUUGUGUUUCGUUGGCAGGUUGUGUUCCCAGCAGCCCCCGGGGCCUCCAUUCCCCUUCACUUCCAUGUCAAAGGUCGUUGGGCCAGAGAACCUCUGCCGGCACGUGUUCCAGAGAUCCCCUGUCCUCCUGAUCGGCUUCUCUGUUCUCCGAUCCAGACUAAACAUUUCCAUUGGCUCUGUACGGUUUGGUUGUGUUUGGUUGUAUUUUAACUCUUUCCUAUGGUGACAUGCUCCAUGGUGACACAACAUCUCCACGCCUCACCACCACCACUACUACUAACCUAAAGAGUUUUUAAGUGUAAGAAACUGACUACUGUGCUGUAUUAUUGGACUUGAAUGAGAAGUUUUGAGGUUUUUAUGAAAUAAAAAUCCUGUGACCAUGGACUAUUUACUGGGACAAGUAAGUGCGUAUGUUUUAUACUGUACUUGAUGUGUUUUGUUGGACAUAAUUGCGCAGCGGCUAUGAAGGCAGACAUGAUGGUAUUGAAAUGUGUAUGAACACUAUGGUGAAGAUGCUGCUGCUGUAAAUAUUUACUACUUUUUCCAGUCUGAUUCAUUCACAUGUAGAUUUGCUACAGUAUAAGAUUAACCCAUUUAUACAGUUAGUUCUUUCAACUCAUUUCACUUUUUAGUCUCCAUUUAUUUUUCUGUCUUUUCUUUUCAUUAUAGAACCAGAUAGUCUGUAAUAUGCCAAGAUUUUGGGAAAUACUUUCAUUUGCUUUCUUGUCAAGAGUUUAAUCAGGAGAUUGUUACCACUCUAUUGUCAUUCCCUUAGAUAAAACAGCUGUCAGCAGGUUAGCUUAGCAUAAAGACUGUAAACGGGGGGAUCAGCUAGCCUGUCACUUUCUUAUAACGCCACCAUAACACUGCAAACUUGUUGUUUUUUCACAUCAGUUUUUGUAUAUAGGUGUUAAUUAGUGAGCCUAAAGUCUGCUUACAGAGUGGUAUCAAUCUUCUCACCUAAUUGGCAAGAAAGCAACUCUGUAUGUCCCCAAAGUGUUGAACUGUUUCAUUAAUUCUUUGCUGUUUUCUUCACAGUUCUCCACAUAAAAGAUGUUAGGUUGGUAAUAACUUUCCAUUUUGCUUGUGUAGUUGUCAUCUCUCGUUUCUUGAAGAUUGGGGUUUUAAAGGCCUUUUAUUGGCUGAUUAAAGUUCUUGUCUACCCUUUAUAAAUUGCUGACUAAAAGUUUAAAGUGACAUAAUGUUGUCGCCUCAACUAAUUCACCUGAAAGAGCCGUGCAGAUAUAUUCUACUGGACGUACGGCCACAUCACGAUUCCUGAAGUAUUUAGAUAUAAUUAAGAAUAGGUACUCGUGUUUAUCUGAGGACAAACUGUAGUUUGCCGCUCAGUUUUCGUGUGCCUUCUACACUCCCAGCUCUCCUUGUGUUACAGUUUUGUCAGAUGGAACAUAAAAACAACACGGCUGUUUUCGUCUUCUGAUUGGCAAACGAAAUACACGGAACAUUUUUUUUAAUUUUUUUAAACUACCAGAGAUGCAUGUGUGUUCUUUGAUUGAAUAUAAAUGUUGGUGCAUCAUCAUCAAGUACAACAGAGCAGGAAGUGGUAAAGACAGAUAACGCUGCUGCUGUGAGAAUUAAAGCUGGAUUACUUCAGAGCUGGUAUCCUGCAGAGGGAGAUAAAGAGCUGCCAGCUUCUGCUCCUG
Molecule: messenger RNA, 3213 nt
Organism: Anarrhichthys ocellatus (wolf-eel)
Lineage: Eukaryota; Metazoa; Chordata; Actinopteri; Perciformes; Anarhichadidae
Gene: hs2st1a
Product: heparan sulfate 2-O-sulfotransferase 1a
Exons: 8
Coding region: 256-1338 (360 amino acids)
Cellular component (GO): membrane
Molecular function (GO): heparan sulfate 2-sulfotransferase activity
Source: RefSeq, a predicted model, not a curated record